CGGUGUGAGGGACGGGCGCCAUCUUGGAUCCGGUGUGAGGGAUGGGCGCCAUCUUGGGGCCGGUGUGGGAGUGGGCGCCAUCUUGAGGCUGAGGGCUCGGGGUGUCCCCGCGCUCUGCUGUGGGGAUGUCACCUCACGCCAACCGUCCCCUGGUUCCGUUCUCAGCCCUCUUUGUUCCCAGGUUGAGCCCAAGAGGCAGCGCGGCGUCCCCUCGCGCAGAGCACAAUGGCGGCUGUGUGGAGAGCGCUGAGCGCCCCGCAGCCCCGCUGCCUGCACACCGCCUGCAGCCGCCACAACUCCAACCGCACCUCCAUCACCCACCUCCGCCGCCAGGUGUACGGCCGCCUCUACCCACUGCUGCUGGUCCGCACUGAUGGCUCCACCAUCCACAUCCGCUACAAGGAGCCCAAAAGGAUCCUCAUGCUGCCUGUGGACAGCAGCACGCUGCCUGAGGCAGAGCGCAAGGCCCGGCUGCGGCGGCAGUUCCCCGGCAAGCUGCAGGCCAAGCAGGAAGAGGCCUUGGAGGAGCUGGACUUGGAGAAAUACAAGAAAUUUUGGAAGAAGUAAGGCACCGAUUUGGGAUCACCCCCCCACCAAGACUCCCUACCAAGCGGUGGCUGAUGAACACAGCUAUAGAAAUAAAGAGAAGAGCAAUUUUGUUAAGAA
Messenger RNA from Phasianus colchicus (ring-necked pheasant), 666 nucleotides. RefSeq names its product mitochondrial ribosomal protein L55 (gene MRPL55). NCBI's taxonomy places the organism in Eukaryota, Metazoa, Chordata, Aves, Galliformes, Phasianidae. Gene Ontology annotation, biological process: translation. The record is from RefSeq and is a predicted model, not a curated record. Gene Ontology annotation, cellular component: mitochondrial large ribosomal subunit. Gene Ontology annotation, molecular function: structural constituent of ribosome.